GUUACCGUAUCAGGUGGAUAUUUUGUAAGUCUCAAUCGAUAAAAAUUCACGAUAUCAGCUUGGAAAUAUGCAAAUUUACAGACUACCAUUUUGAAUUGUGUUUAAAAUUGGAGCAUAAACAACACCAUCCGCAGUUGAUGUACCUCAGUGCAAAUGUGUAUGCGUAUUCUACAACCAUAAUAUUAUAAUGUCCAUAAACUAUUCAACUCUUAGAAAUUGGCAUGUCUACUGAAUAAGCACGCUGCAUUAUUGACUUUUGAAAAAAGAAAUUUCCCUAGUUUAUCAUAAAUACCUGCUUGCCUAUAGGACAACUGUGUUCUCAUACGUCAAAUCUUUAUUUUUUCUGGAGAUAUUGUGUUGGAGACGGUCCUGUCUCUGAGCGCCACGUCCUGGCUGCUGGUGAUAGUGGGCGUGGUCACACUUAUUUACUUCCUGACAUCCGAGAGGGACAACAGAAAACUUCCACCAUCUCCAGGCCUGGCUUUGCCCAUUGUUGGACAUCUGUACAUGAUGAAGAAAAACCCCAUAGAGCUUUUGCAGAAAUGGAGAGAAGAGUUGGGUGACAUAUUCAUGCUUCGAAUGGGCAGCACUAACAUGGUGUUUCUGAACGGCCAUGAGGUACUGAAAGAGGCGCUGGUCAAAAAGGCAGACGUGUUCUCAGACAGACCUCUGGCACCUCUCAGACAUGUCCUAACAGAUGUGCAUAGUGGUAUACUAUCGGCGUCUGGCCCCAACUGGAAGGAACAAAGGACCACUUCCCUAGCCAUUCUCCGAGAGUUUGGGAUGGGCAAAAAUAUACUGGCGGUCAAGAUAGCUGAAGAGGUGGACGUGUAUGUGAAUGAACUCCGCAAACACAAGGGACAGCCCACAGAGCUGAGGUCAAUCACCACCAUGAGUGUGUCGAAUGUCAUCUGCGCCAUUAUCUUUGGCAGGCGGUACGAACUGGAUGACAAGCGGUUUGCCAAAAUGGUGUACAUCUUCAAAGAAUUGCUGAGGAGAGGGAAAUCGACAGCGCUGUUUCAGUUUUUUCCCUUUAUGGUAUACUUGCCUUUCGACGUGUUUGGUGAAAAGGACAUCAUUGCUUUGUUUAAGGAAACUCGAGAGUUUACGGAGAGUGUUGUGAAGGAACGGCUGGAAGGAUUUGACCCGGAGGUCAUGGAUAGUUUUGUGGCAGCCUACAGGCGAGAUAUGGAGAAAAAACAGGACUCAGGUGUCCACACAUAUCUAGAUGAAAGAAAUCUUAAUUGUGUGAUUACCCAUCUGUUCUUUGCCGGCACAGAAACAAUCGCUUCUACGACCUUAUGGUGCUAUCUUUUCAUUCUGCAUCAUCCUGAAGUGCAAGAAACAAUUUACCAAGAAAUCUGUGAACACGUCGGAACAAACCGAGCACCGACCGUUCAGGAUAAACCCAAACUGAAGUACUUGCAAGCCGUCAUCUAUGAAACUCUUAGAAGAGCCAACAUCGUACCCUUAAGCCUGACCCACAUGGUCACAGAGGACACUGAACUCAGAGGUUACGCCAUUCCCAAAGGCGCCACCGUAGUGCCCAAUCUGUACUCUGCCCUCAUGGAUGAAAAAGUCUGGGGAGAUCCUCAGAACUUCCGGCCAGAGAGAUUUUUGGACUCCCAAGGGAACAUUGUGAAGAAAGAACAGCUGAUCCCAUUUUCAUUGGGCCGGAGAGUGUGUCUAGGAGAAGCCCUAGCCCAGAUGGAGCUUUUCCUGUACCUGUCCACAAUGUUCCAGCGUUUUGAGUUCCUGCCCGCCGACCCGUCCAACUUGCCUCCGAUCAAGGGCGUGUUCGGGAUCACAAUGCCACCGGAACCAUACCAGAUCAGAUGUGUGGAGAGGAAGUAGUUUAACAAUAGCUUUCAAAACGAUUAACGACAAGUAUAUUUCUAUUUUCUUGUACAUUUGUUCAUUUUUAAAAACCAAGUUUGCCCCCACUUGGGGUAGCAUGGUUAGUUGUCGUAUCUCUAACUCUAACAUUCGACGCUAAUAUGACCUGACUUAAUUGAAGAUCAACUCAAACGAGUUCAACACAAGCGGGGUCGACUGUAAUUAUACGUUGCUCCAAGCUUUUACAAUUUGUUUCAAUAAAUGAAUAAAAUGCUGUUUUCUCUUCUGCACAUUU
Messenger RNA from Aplysia californica (California sea hare), 2131 nucleotides. RefSeq names its product cytochrome P450 2U1. The record is from RefSeq and is a predicted model, not a curated record. Gene Ontology annotation, cellular component: intracellular membrane-bounded organelle; cytoplasm. NCBI's taxonomy places the organism in Eukaryota, Metazoa, Mollusca, Gastropoda, Aplysiida, Aplysiidae. Gene Ontology annotation, biological process: xenobiotic metabolic process. Gene Ontology annotation, molecular function: oxidoreductase activity, acting on paired donors, with incorporation or reduction of molecular oxygen, reduced flavin or flavoprotein as one donor, and incorporation of one atom of oxygen; iron ion binding; heme binding.